Rhipicephalus sanguineus (brown dog tick) is the source of this 1786-nucleotide messenger RNA. RefSeq lists its product as uncharacterized. NCBI's taxonomy places the organism in Eukaryota, Metazoa, Arthropoda, Arachnida, Ixodida, Ixodidae. The coding region runs from base 50 to 1210 and encodes 386 amino acids. The record is from RefSeq and is a predicted model, not a curated record. The transcript is spliced from 9 exons.
UGCAACCACUUACGAAGACGCGUUAACCUGCGCCGACUGCGCUGGUGUCAUGAGUUCCAACGUCGGCGCCAGUUGCAGUAAUACUUUAACGCCUGCCGAGAUCGCGAAGCAGCGGGUGGAGCAGCGGAAGGCUCGACGCGCCGAAGCGCAACGUAAACGUCGGCAAGCGGACCCCGAGCUCCGGGCUAGGGAAGCCCAGCGCAAACGGCAACGCCGGCGGGAAACUACUACGGCUGAAACGCGGGCUCGACAUGCCGAAGCGCAACGGCAGCGUCGGCAAGCAAACCCCGCCGUACGCAACGCCGACGUCGAGGCCAAGCGUCGGCGUCGGCAAGCAAACUGCGCCGUACGCAACGCCGACGUCGAAGCCAAGCGUCAGCGUCGAGCCAACGCGUCGGCUGCGGACAGACGACGCGAGUCCAACGCCCGUGCAGAACGCCUCGCUAGACAACUUCAACGCCCGGGCUUCGACGGUGCCGACAUCCGGUUCCAGCGCGAAUUCCUCGACUGGAGCUUCGGGCACAGCUGCAGUUGGUUCGACAACGAUCUGACCGAGCAUGCCUGUUGUUGUAGAAAGAAGUCAACGAAACCUGUGCAGACGGAGAACGCAUGGCCUCUCAACACCACCAUGGACGUAGCAGCCGAGACAUCGAGAAGCGUUGACGCCUGUACACAGGCAACUUUUGUCACUGUUAAGGUGCACAGGUACAUGCAAGCCACUGAUGUCGAGGAUUCCGAGGACAGUGACAUUCCCACGCGAGAAUUUCCAGGACUGGAUCUAAAAACCAACCUCCUUGUGCGUCUCCACACAGCCUCACUUGUGUGCCAAGUGCCACAGCUUCCCAAGAGAGCCCCAGAGUUGCCACUUCACAUUUCAGCCAAGCAGAUGAGCCCACUUGUGUGCCAAGUGCCACAGCUCCCCAACAGCGCCCCAGAGUUGCCACUUCACAUUUCAACCAAGCAGAUGAACCCACUUGUGUGCCAAGUGCCACAGCUCCCCAACAGCGCCCCAGAGUUGCCACUUCACAUUUCAACCAAGCAGAUGAACCCACUUGUGUGCCAAGUGCCACAGCUCCCCACCAGAUCCCCAGAGUUGCCACUUCACAUUUCAGCCAAGCAGAUGAGCCCACUUGUGUGCCAAGUGCCACAGCUUCCCACCAGAGCCCCAGAGUUGCCACUUCACAUUUCAGCCAAGCAGAUGAGGCUGUGAAAGGGGAGCUUGUGUCCAGCAAGCUGUCCCAGUGCGCAGGUCAGUGGUCAUGACGGUCAUCGCAAGAGUGGAUACGGCUACUCAGUGUGACCGAAGAGCCAGUGUUGCUGCCCAGUCCACCUUCAGCGAGGCCACUUCCAUCCCAGUCGACGCAUGUGGACUUCCCCCAUACAAACGGUCUCUGCAAGGAUGCACUCCGAGGGCGUGGUGCGACUACGAUGUUUCCGCUAUCGGCGAACAGCAAGGGCCGGAGAAAGAUCUUCUGCAUAUGCCCUUGGUUGCGAAGACACGAACUCUACCAUUGCCUCAUCGACAUGAACACGAAUCACUUGUAUGUUGGGGUGUGUGAUAUGGUGACCUCUCUACCCAAAUUGAGAGGUGGCUGGAACCUCAUCGAUGUGUCAGGGAGGAAGUGUGCGCACAACUUGUUCGACUCUUUACGACUCUUUAUUAGCGGCAUGAGCAAGAAGUCACAUUCUUGUUUCUCUUCAAAGAACUUCUGGUCAAGAACUUGCUUUCAGUUUUCCGAAUAUCCAGAAAAUAUGUUUUAAAAAAUAAAACCGGUAAGAAAACGUU